AUGUGGUGGCCUUCCCAAUUGUUAAAGAGCAACAACGCUUCACCCAGUUCUGAAGCUUCUCAGACCAGCUUCUUCAAGCUCGCUGACGAUAUCAAGGACAAACCGAAGCACACCGAGAAGUUGAGGCAGACCUCUCAUCACUCGCUCUCAAUCGAGGACGAGCAAGCUUCAUUGUCCGCGGGGCUCCUCUGCAACAAGCCGUUCGUCAUGCAUAUGCCUUCUAUCAACAAGAGGAAGACCAAGAAGGCCUCCUUGAAGAAGGCUGAUAGCGAUCAAGACGUCCUUAUUAUCGGCCGGACCGCUUCGUUCGAGAAGGGCCUGUCUUUGGAGAGGCGCCCUGCUCCAAUCAAAGCAGCUGCCGUUCUUCGUCGAUCGCUCUCCAAGAAGGCUUCCGCUCAAUCUGUCCGUCAGGGUCCGGUGUAUAGGAAAAACCAAACCGCCUAUCCCUCCCCCAAGGAGCGUAUCUUCGUUACGGACCUUGUCAACCCUAAAGAGGAGGACUACUUUAUGCUCGAUCUGGACGAGGCUUGGCAUCCAGAUGGGUACAGCUUGAAGGAUCAUACCGAGUUUCUGAUCGACCUUGAGGGCAAGGUAGAGAAGAAAUGGGGCGGAGACGCUUUCGCCCGUCCCGUGUCGACUAGACGACCGGUCGCGAAAGCUCAACAGGGAGCAAGGGCUUCGAAGGAGAUGUUCCCCGUCUCGCCGACAGACGGCGGGGAAGAUGAGACUCCCGCUGCUUUCCCGACCGCUCCAGUCGAUAAACCUCGAGUGAUCACCACCAUCUCUGUGGACAUGAGCGAGAUCACGAAAGACACCGGCCGACCUCUUUCCGGCGCAUCCACUCCGGGAAGCGCUAUGCUGUCCUUCUCCGGUAAAAAUCGACGGGGAUCGAAGGGGUCUGACCGAGAGUCAUUCAGGCCCUUUAUAUCUGAGGACACUAUCGACUUUUCCGAUGUCUUCGUCCCCCUCGGCCCUCUGCCCCCCUUCGAGGGGCAGUAUAAAGCAGGAGGGGAGGACAAUUUUGCCUCGAAGAAACCUGUCCCGAGGUCGAACUCGAUGUCAUCUAUUUCUUCCCAAACGACCAAGUCUUCCUUCUUGAGUGAACACCGGAAACGUCACAGUACCAUCGACCUCGCUCACUUACCCACCCCUGUCGAGGAUGAUGAUGGCUGGUUCAAGCUUGCCAAGAAGGAUAGCGAGAGCUGGGCCGAUUUCUCGCAAAGCCUGAACCGCAAGAAAGGCGCCGAGUUUUGGCAAAAGCUAGAGGGUGGAGAACGGGUGCCCCUGCCAGAGCCGACGUUUGUCGGGGUCAGUCCGCAUCGUCAAAAGGGCAGGGCGUCAAGUUUCGCCACUGCUGCACUUCACGAGAGGUUCUUGCCCAGGCUCGCUGAAGCAGGAGGUGAAGGCCCUAGGUCGUUGAGCCCGAUGAGCCAUUCCAUCGCAUACUCUCCCUCCCUGGAGAGGUUGACUUCCGGGGCGCUGCCGUUUCUAUAUGAGACGCUGCAGGAGUCUCCUUUUGGCGGGCGAGAGAGUCCUGCCCCAGGGGCGGGAGGAAUGCAGGAUCGAAAGGACGGCGCUUCCGCAAGAUCUCGACAGCCUACGGGGUGUCAUCCGUUUGCAUCUCAAUCUUCGACAGCGGAUUCGCCCAAGAGUUUCAACGUCACCUCACCGGUGACACACCCUUUCGGUGAUCGUAGCCCCAACCGAAACCAUCGCUCCAAUCGAUCGUGAACAUUUGCUGGGUCGGCACCUUGCUUGCGUUUCGACCAAUCGCUUUGGUUGCACUGUAUAAAACUAUUUGACUCGGCAUGUACGAG
This is a messenger RNA of Filobasidium floriforme, 1817 nucleotides long. RefSeq lists its product as uncharacterized. The record is from RefSeq and is a predicted model, not a curated record. The coding region runs from base 1 to 1731 and encodes 576 amino acids. The transcript has a single exon. Lineage: Eukaryota; Fungi; Basidiomycota; Tremellomycetes; Filobasidiales; Filobasidiaceae.